AACAGAUCACAAGACAUGCGGGCUUUGGCAGUUCGGGGAUUAUUACUUUUUGUGAAUAUCUGUCGAAGUGCCGCUUUUUCUAGCGUAUCAAGCCAGAAAAGAAGUAAAAUGUCAGGUGUAGCUGCCGCUGGCGUCAAAAUAUCUCGCGACGGCGACAGUAGUGCUUUCUCGUAUAUUGAUGUCAUUUUAUGUCGACACGGGGAAACUUGCCAUAAUGCUGAAGGGCGUUGUCAGGGAAUGGAGGAUGUGUCACGCCUGACAUCGAAAGGCGAGUCUCAAGCUCUUGAACUGGGAAGGGCAUUGGCUGCACGUAAACAGCGCUUCGACAGAAUUUUUAUCUCACCAUUGGCACGUGCUCGACAUACCUUCGAUCUAAUGGAAAAGGAGUGGCGCAGGUUGGGUUGGACGGAUUACCCCAAGUGCGCUCCCACAUUCGUGCCCGAGAUCCAGGAAAUUUGUCUAUACGAUUGGCAAGGGCACCUACGUCAGGACCUUCAGGCACAAUUCCCAGAAGAAUUUCACAACUGGAUGAAUGAACCUGCGAUUUUUCGUGUGGGAGACCACUUUCCCGUCCGCGAAUUAUGGAUGCGAGCGCGACGGAGUUGGGAGCAAAUCUUGACGCAGUCGCAACCAGGAGAGAGGGUU
Nannochloropsis gaditana CCMP526 is the source of this 645-nucleotide messenger RNA. RefSeq names its product phosphoglycerate bisphosphoglycerate mutase family protein. Gene Ontology annotation, molecular function: phosphatase activity. The transcript has a single exon. The annotation marks the transcript as partial. The record is from RefSeq and is a predicted model, not a curated record.